This is a messenger RNA of Lingula anatina, 2194 nucleotides long. RefSeq names its product UBX domain-containing protein 8-like. Lineage: Eukaryota; Metazoa; Brachiopoda; Lingulata; Lingulida; Lingulidae. Gene Ontology annotation, molecular function: ubiquitin binding. The record is from RefSeq and is a predicted model, not a curated record.
AAUUGCCUAAGCUAAGAACUUCGCGGACAUGUUUACAAGUCACUUCGGUAAUACAUAGCGAUGGCUGGAAAGGACUGGUUUCUUCUAGCAGCGGUUUUGGGACUGUCGGCCAUUGUUUAUACCUUUGAUUAUGAUCCUUAUCAGCUCUUGAGUUUACUGGUACUGAAUGGCCUUCGUUUCCUGAUCAUAUCUGUGGCUUUGAGUGGUGUCCUGUACAUUUGUUGGAAGUAUCUCAAGGGAUUUUUAGAAUCUAAAACAAAAGUUGUAGACAUACUGCCCACUGAAGAACAGAAAUACAAAGAGAAAGAAAAGGAAAUAAGACAGAAAAUUCAGGAAGAUUAUGCAGAAAAAGCAUCUGAGUAUAGAAAAAAUGUAUUACAACCCAAAGAAGAAGCUAAACGCCAAAAGCUAGAGGAACAAUACUAUAGAUUUGCAGGUCCAGCUUGGAAGGGAAAGGGAACACCACUUGGAUAUGGAGAAGAAGAUAAUGGUGCAAGCAAACACAAAGCCAAUGGCAAAACUGGGAAAGAUGCAGCAAAAGCCAGGAAAUUGCCUGAACACCACAAUCAAUCAGUUAUGCAAGAAAAGCCAAAGCAAAGGAAGAUAAUCACUCUCCCAGAGGAACCCUCCCCAGGGACUCCUGACACUGUCUUCCUCUCCUUCAGGACACCCCUGGGGAAAAUACACAGGAGACGCUUUAUGCAGUCAGAUAAAAUACAGGUAUUAUUAGACUACAUCACCAAGCUUGGCUACCACCAGACUAUAUAUACAAUAUCUACUACUUACCCAAGAGUGACUCUUAGUGACCAAGCUGACUAUACUCUGAAGGACCAAGGUCUCACAGUGGACAUGAUGCUGAACUUGGAGUUAAAGGAUCCAGAUAUUCUACAAGAUUGAGAAUGUGUUAUGAGGUUAUAAUGGAAUGGUAUAGCCACAUGUCAGGGGCAUCUUCCCUUGAUGUCUGAUGCGUGGAGAGAUAAAGGUUUAGAAACGGGGACGAUUGAUGGUUAUCAUGAAGGUGACUGGUUGCAGAUGGUGUAUCAAGGUUGUGGACCUGUUGACUUUAGCAGAAAUUGUCACAGUGUUUAGUGUUCAGCGGAGGUUUCUAGUGAUAUGAGUAUCAAAGUGGCAGACCAAAUGCUUGAUGAAUGAUACUUCAUGUUAUUGCAUAUUUGAAUUAAUUAUUAAGAGAAUGAAAUGUGUGUUUCGUUCAUUAAUUUGGGAACAGAAUAUAAGUUAACAAAUUGGUAAACAUUUCUGUGUUGUGUAUUUCAUAAAAUGUUUUUUUAUUUAUUUGGAACUGAAGCUCAUUAAUAUAGCUCUAAUUAAUAUUAUAAUUACAGUUACUGCUUAAGUUGGUGCAAGUUAUGUGGCCUGUGGUGUUUAUAUUUAACGGCAAUAUUAUGUCUCAAUUAUGCAGAUACUAAGUAACUAUUUUUACAGUAUAUUUUUGGGAGGUUCUUUUAACAGAAUAGAUGCAUAAUGCAAAGGUGAAAUGUAGUCUUGCCUUUUAUUGCAUUUUAAAAAAGAUUCCUUUAUCUAAAAACACCUAGUCACCACAGAUUUUUUAAUUUUCAAAACAGCAAAAGUUAUAGGUGUCAGUUUAUUGUCCUUUUAUCUCAUGCCGUCAUAUAGAAAUAUGUCAUGGCUAAAACCUUGUUAAAUCUGGAACUCAGCUGUUAAUUCACAGCAUAUGCAGCCUUAACAGCAGUACAAGCCUUUAUACUACAGUCACAGUCAGAGCUAGUACAAUCAACUCCUUCCACCUUGCAGUUCUUUAAAAUAGAGUGUAUAAUCAAGGGGAUUUCAGUUGGUAGUGUUUUCCAACAUGAUCGUUCAAAAAUGUGUAGAUCUCAUUUUUGAAAGCGUUCUCGAAAUGAUAAUCCUCAAAGACAUUGGUCCUCAGAAUUAUGUAAAAACUUUGAUACAUACAGAGUUGACAACCUUAUAUACAGUGAAAGGUUCACAAUAUAAAACCUGUGUGAAUAAAUCUCACAGAGGUAACAUAUUGUGUUCUCUGGCACAACUUUCACAACUAACGCAAUCAGUUCUGAAGCGUUAAACUUGUCCAUAUUGACCAGAGUGUAUUGGUUACAGCAAGAGAUAGCUUUUGUUUUCAUAAGAUAAUUCUCCUGAUGUGUUUCACAGAUUGAAUUUACAUAAGUUGACAGUCUCAACCAAAAAAAAAAAAAAA